Lactuca virosa is the source of this 669-nucleotide messenger RNA. The record is from the annotation of a GenBank genome assembly. Lineage: Eukaryota; Viridiplantae; Streptophyta; Magnoliopsida; Asterales; Asteraceae.
AUGAGGGGAGGCAUUCAAUCUCAAAGAUUUACAUGCAAAGCGAUCCACCCGAUCUACACCGUCACGAAUAUUCAGAACAAGGUGCGUGUUCUUGAUGGCAUCAAAGCCACUUAUUCGUCGUGGGUACGCCUGUUCAAGCUCCAUGCCCAAGUAUACAAAGUCCUCACUCACAUCGAUGGUGCUGCUCCUCCAGCAAACACCGAUCCAGCCUAUGAAACUUGGUCAAAAAUCGAUGCAAUUGUUCUCCAAUGGAUUUAUGGAACACUUUCUGAUGAUCUCCUGGUUCGGGUUCUUGACCAAACCACCGCUCUUGAUGCCUGGAAUAAGGUCAAAGACAUAUUCCUCAAUAACAAAAGCUCUCGCACGGCUGCCCUAGAAAACAAAUUUAACAACCUCACCCUUCGUGCCAUGUCAUUUCUAGAAGCCUAUUACCAACGCCUCAAAGAUCUCGCAUCCCGGCUUGAAGAUGUGGAGUGCCCUGUCUCCGCCAACCGCCUUGUGUUACAACUCGUUCGUGGUCUUCCCUCUGAGUUUGAUACCAUCGCUGCUUUAAUCAAUCAAAGUUUACCUCAUCGGACACGACAUGUUCCAUGCUUCAACUUGAGUGGCAACGCCAACGCGCUCGAGAGGAGGCAUCAGCCAACUCUGUAUAUAUUGGCUCUUGGUUAA